AUGUCUGACUUGAAAAAAGAACCGCACUCCUACAUUCUCGUACGAAGUGCGACUGAAGCACAACGGUUGGAAAGACAAUACAACGCCUGGCAGGCAAAUAUCAAGUAUCUUUUGAAUCCCGCAAUAGCCGUUCACGAUGACAUGCGUAUUGCAGAUAUUGGGACUGGAACUGCGUGUGUCGAAAUCUUGCAGCAGAUCAAAGCAUUUUAUUUACUAAAUGAUGGAACAUUCAGGAUAUGGCUAAAGGAUCUGUCGGCCAAUUUACCAAGCACCUGUCAACUCCACGGAUUCGAUAUCUCGAACACGAUGUUUCCCGCGAAAGACAGCUUACCAUCAAACAUCACGCUUUUCGAGCAGAAUAUGUUGGAGUCCUUUCCGACGCAAUUUCGAGGAUUUUAUGAUGUCGUCAAUGUGCGACUCAUGAUUGUAGCCCUGUCUUCUGAUCAGUGGGGGACUGCAGUGCAGAAUCUCAUGACUUUACUACGCCCCGGAGGUUGGCUUCAAUGGGUUGACUGUGCAGGACAUGAGGCCACCGUUCAAGGAGUUGCCAACGAGCAGGAAAAGGCAGUUGGCGCCAGAUCAUAUCUUGAACAUUUCAGCGAGACUGCCGUUUAUUGUGGAAAGACACCAAAGCAAGUCCAACAUCACCUCCCUUUCGAGUCAAACGAGUUGAAGAACAUCUUCCAAACCAGCGGGCUGAUCAACUGCCAAGAGCAUAUUUACCCACUCACAGAGCCAGCAGCUCGGGAUGAGCUCAAUUUUGCCGUUCUCGAAGGUGUUCAAAACACGCUCCUUGCGGCGCUUGAGUCGGGGUAUCGGAAACGGGUCAAGUCCAGGACGGAUGUCGUGAGUGCUAGACAGGCUGCAGAGAACGACCUACGGGAGCAUCGUUGUUGGUUUACCUACAACGUCCAUGUCGUCAUUGGAAUGAGUCCUCACCAAUGUUCGGAAGAAGUCAUCUCUGCCCGUGAGUGA
Penicillium oxalicum is the source of this 975-nucleotide messenger RNA. Its product is annotated as class I SAM-dependent methyltransferase. The transcript has 4 exons. Bases 1 to 975 code for a protein of 324 amino acids. Lineage: Eukaryota; Fungi; Ascomycota; Eurotiomycetes; Eurotiales; Aspergillaceae. The record is from RefSeq and is a predicted model, not a curated record.